UCCUGGGUACAGAAAAAAAAUAAUUUGGACGGAUAGUGAGCCAGUAGCCAUAUCAGUUAUCACGUAUACGCAACCAUUCGUACUAUUCAUGGAGUAACGAUGGCACAAGUUAUUUAUAUAUGAAAAAUAGAUGAUGGCGAAGGAUUAUUAUAAUCAUUAUUAUAAUUACUAUAAUUAUUGUAAUAGUAUUUUUUUUUGUUUACUCAUAAAUGUUGACAACUAAGUAACUAAAUAAUUAUUUAUGUUAUCAGCCAGGUAUUUAUGUCAUUCGUAAAUGAAAAACAGGCUCCUGGUUUACUCUGUGAUAAUUUUUAAAAGUUUAUGUUCAGACAGUUGUAAAUUAUAAGUGUGUUAUUUAUUAUUUAUUACGUUUUUUUUUGUUUUAAUUAUCGCUAUUGAUAUUUGAUGAUAAAUUUGUAUGUUGAUGUAACACGUUGGAGACUAUUUAAUCUCAAUGUAAUUUUAAAAGACUGCAAUGACGCGUCAAGUUGAAUUAAUUAAUUGUUUUGGUUUUUUUUCAAUAAAAUUAAUCGGUAGUUAUUGUAAAUUUUUUGUUACUGAGUAACAUUUAUGAGAAUCACCAGCCAGAGGUGAGUCUUAGACUUGAGAAGAAUGGCAAUCAGAAUAACACUUGAAUGCGGGCACACGUCGAUGUUGAGAGCCCGGACUACUCCUGAAGGAUACACCCACGACUGGGAUUUGUAUGUCAGAGGUGUUGACAAUGCGGACAUAAGCCAGUAUAUUAAGAAAGUUGUCUUUCAACUACACGAUACCUUCUCGAACCCCAAGCGUAUUCUCAAGAGUCCGCCGUAUUCGCUCAAGGAGUCGGGCUACGCUGGUUUCUUGCUGCCUAUUUUUGUUUAUCUGAAAAAUAAUGACGAGCCUAAAAAAAUUCAGAUACAGUACGACUUGCAAUUACAAGAGAGUGGCCCUCCUAUCAAUAAUGUCAUACGUCAUUCAGAAUUAUUUAUCAAUCCGUCAGAUGAUUUUCGUAGAAAAUUAUUGAAAGGCGGUGGUGUGGUGGUAUCAAGUAUUGAAGAAGGACAUGAUAAAAGUGAAUCAAAACUAUCUGUUCCAAUGGUCGGUAAACCAAAACUAAGUGGUAGUGAUGCUAAAAAACAUCGCGUUAUUGAACCAAAAACUACAGCAGCAUUUGUUGAUUUAUUUGGUACGCCAGUAAGUAUAACAAAAGUAUCGCCGGAAAAUAAAAAUAAGACUGGUGAUAAAACGAGUUAUCAAAAAUUACCACCUGAUAAAUCGGAUAAAAAUGAUAACAAGGCUAAUAAAACAAAACACAGUCCUCAUAAGGAUGGCAAACGUGAUAAAAGUAAUGGUGAAGAAAAAGAGAAAAAAGAUAAAAAAGGUAAAGAUGUUACGAGGGAUAAAGAACGGAGUAAAGAGAAGAGCAAACGACCUCCUAGUCCCGUGAAUAGUAAAAAUAGUCAUCCGAGUCCUAGUAGUAAAAGACCCCCCUCGCCGGGAGUUGCAGCUGUCAAGAAGCAACAGCUCAGCCCCCCGGAAUCGGGGACUACGGUUAAGUCUUCGUCGCCUAAAAUACGUGAGAAAGAUCACAAAAAAUUGGUGACGGAGAAACCGAGUAGUAAAGAUAAAGAUAAAGUCAAGGAGGCUCCUAAGAGUGCGGCUGCUGGUGGGGGUGGGACUGCUGGUGCUAGUGCCGGAUCACUCGAGGAAUUGAAGAAUGAUAAGAAGAAGAAAAAAUAUAAAGAUGAUAAAGAUAGCGAGCGCAAGGACAAGGCGCGUGAAAAGGACCGUGAUAAAGUUAAAGAACCAAAGAGUUCGGAUAGUAAAAAGAGUCUGGAUAAAUUGGAUAAACAUGAUAAGGUUGAGAAAGACAAUAAAGUCCAGGAGAGCAAGCAGCUGAAAGAUGUUAAAAAAUCACCCAAACCUGUCAAAGAUGAUCGCAGCAGUUCUAAAUCCAGGAGCGAUAAGUCCGAGGUGGUGGAUAAGGUGGAGAAGGUAAAAGAUGCGCGCAGUGAUAAGGACAGACAGAAACACAAGCACCGGAAAAAAGAGAAAAAGGAGCGGACGGACGACAGCCGCGAACGCGAGAGACGGGACAAGAGGGAUAAACAGAAAAAUUAUGAAAAAGAUUCAGUUGCUGUUACGAGCAAUCCGCCCCAGACUAACUCUUCAUCUACUGCGGAUACUCAUGAUCGUGACAAUAGCAGCGACUCGGCCAACUCUGCUGACGAAGAGGACUCCAAGACUUUGACGAGCCUGAAAAGUGAACAAGAGACUGUUAGAAAUACUGGUGGGUCAGAAAGUCGACCGGCAAGGCCGUUAUCACCAGGUUCUGAUCAUGUGAAACGUGAACGCCCGGACAAAGUAAAAAAAGAUAAAUUAAAGCCCGUUCGUGGGAGCAGUGCUGGUACUGGUAGUACAGCUGCUGGAGGUGGAGCGGGAGGGGCUGGAGGUAACACUGGUAAUGAUGAACAGCGGGACAAUAAAAAAAGAAAAAGACGCAGUGACAGCAAAGGUGAGGACGAGGCUCCAGCAGUUAAACGUGAAAAAGACACUGGAUUCUCGCCACCAUUAGAACCCGUAUCUUCAAGCCAAUCACCAGUGACCGUUGAAGUGACAGCCGGGUAUCCGACAGUGAAAGAAUUGCCCGAAGAAAUGGAAACAGCGAAACAAGAAUUCGAGCAUGAAACCGAACAAAUAGCCCCCGACUCGACCAAUAGCGUACUGAUUGAAUCGGAAACAGACGAGCCUUUAGUAUUUUCCGAAGACUACGUGUCCCAGCUUAAAGACUUGCAGCAAAAAAUAAUGACCCUCCAGGACAAUCAAGAGCUACAGCGUGUCGUCCAAGUAAUAGCGGCCACUGGCCAGUAUGAAAUAACCCGCAAGACCUUUGACUUCGACCUCUGCGCCCUGGACCGCAGAACAGUACAACGCUUGCAGCAGUUCUUCUCUGCGUCUUGACAACUCAAUAACUAAAUCAAUUAUUAUUAUUUAAUUUAAUCAAUCAAUUCAUCAAUUGAUUUAUUAUUAUUAUAAAUAUAUUAUAUAUAUUAAUAAUAUAAUAGUUAUAAUUAUAAUUUAUAUUUAUAAAACUAUCCAAGUAAUUAGUACUCGGUUGCACAGUAUGAAGAUAAUAUUAUUAUUAAUUAUUAUUAUUUAUAGGUGUAAGUAGAUAAAAUUAAAUUAUAUGAAUGUUGGUUUAUUAAUUAAUUAAUUAAUAAUAUUAUUAUCAUUAAUACUACGUACUAUCCAUGUACUAAGUAUGUACAUCACCGUUGCGCCAAACUUAGUGAUCAUUGUUUUAUUUUACUAACCUCAUUGCCAAAAAAUAAGUUGACAUUUUGUUAAUGUGUCAUGUCAUGAGUAUUCAGUAUGCAUCUAUUUAACGUAAAGGAGAGUUAAAAAAAAAAAUAACACGGGGUAUUGGUACCAUUUUUGGACACUGGAGUCAGUUUUGGAUACUAAACAUUUGUAAAAUAUGCAAUGACAAUUUUUUUUUUUAAAUGUCUUCGAAGAAGCUUUUGUCACACAAGUGAUCAUUUUUUUUAUACUUCUUCAUUAAUUACGGAUAUUCUCAGUACUCCCCACUCAAAAAUAUUCAACAACUCAAUGCUACUAAAAUUUUAUUAAUUAAUUAAAAAAAAAUUAAAGUAUUAAUUUUUAAAAAUUACUUAUUAAUGAGGAGUAAAAUGGAAUUUGGUAAAUAAAUUUCAGCCCAAAAAACUUGAAAAUUUGAAUUAUAAUUUGAUUUAUUUACCAAAUUUCGUUUCACUCCUCGUUGAUAACAACAGUAAUUUUUUUAAAAAUCUAUACCUCAGAGAAACUUCUCUUGAACUUCUCUUAAAUUAAUGCUUUAAUUUUUCACCAUACCUACGUCGAAAGUUUAAAUUCCUGCCCUCUCUAUAUGGAAGAAAGUCGUUCUUUUCCUUUAUGAAAAAAAUAAUAAAAAUUAGCGCAUGCGCCAUUCCUCCCACUCACAAGCAAAAAUUUAAACUUUCAGAUGCAGAUCUAGUGCAAAAUUUUAUACAUCGCGUGUUUACCUUCGGCUUGAGUAGCAAAUUUUAUACGCGACUUAGAAUGUCCUACUUCCUUCCCUAGGUGUGUAAUAUACUAAUUAUAGUUUCAGCUUAAUUAUAAAUUGCAAAUUACAAUUUACGCUUACGCUAAUAGUGAUCACACCAUCGAUCUUAAAUUAACUCGUUUCUUACUGGCCGCUGACACUGGAAUUGAAAAUUUCAAUGCAGGUAAUCACAAAAAAUAUUGUGUGACCCAGGAUUAAAUACGAUUUCAAACUCCGGGUGUCAGCUCAAGGGCAGCCAAUUUCACCCUGGUCUAAAAUUGUUUUCUUUCAUCCUUUGUUGGGGGUCUGAGAAUUUCCUAAAAAUAAAGUAUUAAAUUUCCAAAAACUGAUCAGUGCCCAAAAAUGGUACUUGUACCCUAAUACAAGUUAAAUAUAGAGUGUCGGUAGGUAUUUUUUACGUAAUCAUAGGAAACAUGAAUGAGUAAUGUUGGAAAUAGUGUAAUUUCAUUAAUAUCAUAAAUCAAAUAAGCUAGAGGAAGAUCUAGAAGUCAUUAAGCCGCUACCACGAGUAAAUGAAAUUAUUGUCAAGUUUAUUUAAUUAUUAAUUAAGUAUUUCAAGUAAAAAAAUAUAUAUAUAUAUAAAUAUAAUUAUUAAUAAUAAUAAUAGUAAUUUGUUGGGUUUUUUUUUCGUAUCAGCACUCGAUGUUCGCAUUUGUGGCUAUUUAAUAAAGUACGUAAAUUUAAUUAAGUUAAUAUGAGUAAAAAAAAAUUAGGCCAAUCUCUUAUUAUAAUAAGAAUAUUAAUAAUUAUAAUAAUAAUCAUAAUAAUAAUAAUAAUUAUAAAAAUAAUAAUAAUAAUAAUAAUAAUCAAUUUAUAUAAAAUUUCAUAAAUUAUAUUUUUCGACAAAAUUUUCGAUUGUAAAUUGACAUAAAAAUCUUUAAUUAUACGAUUUAUUAUAAAGAACAAAAAAAAAUGAAUUAAAAAAAAAAAUGAAUAAAAUUUAUUUAACAAUAUUAUUAUUAUUAUUAAAGCCGUAUCGAUUAGGCAAUAAAAAAAUCAGUAUGUGAUUUAAUAAAGAGAGUGAGCUCAGCAAAGCCGCGGUCGAUAAAUUUUUGAAAUAAUGUAAAACGAAAUGAAUCAAUGGAGCUAAAAAUUAAUAUGAAAUGUAAUGUAAAAAAAAAUACUCUUUUGAACAAAACAUGUGUGCGUUUAAAUAAAGAACGACUUGCAUU
Molecule: messenger RNA, 5235 nt
Organism: Microplitis demolitor
Lineage: Eukaryota; Metazoa; Arthropoda; Insecta; Hymenoptera; Braconidae
Gene: ear
Product: protein AF-9
Exons: 4
Coding region: 613-2943 (776 amino acids)
Biological process (GO): regulation of DNA-templated transcription
Cellular component (GO): super elongation complex
Source: RefSeq, a predicted model, not a curated record